UCCUCGGCGAUUAGUGACACCGAUUUGCUUGUCUUUCGAAAUCAGUUCGGCUCUGGACUUUGUCGAUACAUUACGACAUGCAAUGAACCAGGAAAGGUUCUCACAGCUAGGAACAACGCGCAUUCGGAUGUGAAAAUGGAACGGGAGGUGUUCCAUCCCGAGAUGAACAACGUCCAGGUGGAGUUGAAGAACGUCGACCUAUGGAAACAAUUUCACAAAGAGGGGACGGAGAUGAUAAUCACCAAAUCUGGCAGGAGGAUGUUUCCUUCAUUAAGGCUGAGCCUGAAGGGUUUGCACCCCGACGUGCGUUACUUCGUUCUGUUCGAGCUGACUUUGUCUUCGAACCACCGGUUCAAGUUCAUAUCGUCCGAAUGGGUCACCGGGGGCGGCGCAGAGCCGCAGACCCACGCAUCGACGAGGAUGCACAUCCACCCGGACUCUCCCGCUACCGGUGCUUCCUGGAUGGCCCAGGACGUGAGCUUUCACCGCGUGAAACUCACGAACAACACUCUGGACCGUUCCGGAAACCUUGUGCUUACUUCGAUGCAUAAGUACCAGCCAAGGAUACAUAUAGUAAAAGCUUCGGAUAUCUUAGCUCUUACUUGGAGUCCGACUCUCACAGUGACAUUCCCCGAAACCGAAUUUAUCGCCGUCACUGCUUAUCAAAACCAGAAGAUUACCAAGUUGAAAAUCGAUUACAACCCCUUCGCCAAAGGGUUCCGCGAAAACGGCCAAGCCAGGACGAAGAGGAAAGCCGAAAACUUAUCCUUACAGUCGAAAAGGGACUGCAACGAAGUCCAAGAAGUGGAGGAUUUGAAACAGACCGGCGACGACAGCGGGGUCUCGGUCACGUCGGAUUCACCGGGCCCCAGCGUCCAUUCUCCUUCACCACCGGUGCCGCUCAUCUCCGAUAUUCCACCCCCGCCUUUCUACCCCCAUUCGCUUUGGCCGUACCCCAUUCACUUUCCGCCGACUUAUCCAUUUGUAUUCCCGUCCAUUGCGCCCUUUUACCACAAUCCGGCGCCAUUCACCCACAACUGAAUCUUCUUUUAAAGAAAAUACCGAGUCACUAUUGUAAUAAAAAAAGAAAGAAAACAAGACUUGCCAAAGAUUAGGGUA
Molecule: messenger RNA, 1119 nt
Organism: Cimex lectularius (bed bug)
Lineage: Eukaryota; Metazoa; Arthropoda; Insecta; Hemiptera; Cimicidae
Product: T-box transcription factor TBX3-like
Exons: 5
Coding region: 136-1041 (301 amino acids)
Biological process (GO): regulation of transcription by RNA polymerase II; cell fate specification; positive regulation of DNA-templated transcription
Cellular component (GO): nucleus
Molecular function (GO): DNA-binding transcription factor activity, RNA polymerase II-specific; RNA polymerase II cis-regulatory region sequence-specific DNA binding
Source: RefSeq, a predicted model, not a curated record